GAAUAUAUACAUGAAUGAUGAACAAUGACUGAGUGGCAUAGGCAAGGUGCAAUAGAUGGUAUAAAAUACAACAUAUACAUUUGAGAUGAGAAAUGCAAGAUGUGUAAACAUUAUAAACAUUAUUACAUGGCAUUAUUAAAGUGACUAGUGAUCCAUUCAUUAAAGUGGCCAAUGAUUUCAAGUCUGUAUGUAGGCAGCAGCCUCUCUGUGUCAGUGAUGGCUGUUUAACAGUCUGAUGGCCUUGAGAUAGAAGCUGCAAGAGGAAAUGUGAAUUAUUAUGAGGAUUAUAUUUCAUGGACAUUUUUUUAAGGGGUUGAUAAAUUUUUCGUAAGGGUAAAUCAUGUCUGAAAUUUCAAAUGGCAUGUUACAAACUUCAGAAGCCUUUAAACCUCAAAUACACUCCGUUUUAAAUAUCCUGCAUUGCACAAAAUGUCUCCUGCAACAGGGUGAUCAAAUUAAGAUCCUACAUCUGUAAAUGAUGAUAAACUCGAUACAUGUUUCAGUUAAAGCUAGAAUCCUUAGUAGCUACAUCAAUUUAUGGACUUAUAAUUGAAUGAUAUGUACCCACUGAUUCUUGAAGAAUGUAACUUCUAAAUGCCUCAUGAGCUUAGUUCAACUGUCAUACCCCAUCAGAACCGCAAAUAUAACCUUGUUUUACUCCAAUGUGUGUAAACAAACACUAUAUCGACUUAUGCUAUGAGAGAGAGAGAGAGAGAGAGAGAGAGAGAGAGAGAGAGAGAGAGAGAGAGAGAGAGAGAGAGAGAGAGAGAGAGAGAGAGAGAGAGAGAGAGAGAGAGAGAGAGAGAGAGAAAAACUAAAAAGAUGGAGCGUAGCCUACCUUCUCCUGGAAAGGGAAGUCAUUCAAUUAUGACUGGACAGACACACAGAGACACACACAGAGAAACACACAGAGAAACACACAGAGACAGACAGAGAGAGAGAAAGGGCACGGAAUGGAGGGGAAUAGGUGAUGUGUACCAGACUUUGCUUUCAGCACUGAAAGGAUGGACAGAGCAAGGGUGGAAAUAUAUCAAUUGAAAGAAAAGAUGGAAAGAAAAUCUUGCUGUGACUGACAAUGAGAGAGUGAGUGAAAAUCAGUGGAGGCUGCUGAGGGGAGGACGGCUCAAAAUAAUGGCUGGAACGGAGUUAAUGGAAUGGCAUCAAACAUGUGUUUGAUAUAUUUGAUACCAUUCCACUGAUUCCGCUCCAGCAAUUACCACGAGCCCAUUCUCCCCAACUGGGGUGCCAUUGUGUUAUGGCUGUGUGUGUGUGUGUGUGUGUGUGUUUCUACUGUAUUUAGGGACGCUCGGAAUAUACUGUAAGACUGAAUCCUGUCUUGGUUUCAUAACUGAACAGUGAUGCUGAUGAUUCUUAUGAUGUUGCUGCUGAUAAAAACAACAGUUCUGUACAAUGUAUCCAGAAUAUAUAUUGCUCUAUAAUCCAUCAGCUCAUCUCCUCCAUCUCCUCUCUUUCAUUCAGUGAGCAACAUGUUUGUGUGUUGUUCUCUCUCUGCCCUUUCACCUCUUAUUCCCUCCCCUCUUUCUCCAAUCAAACCUCUCUUCCCCUCGUUGAUUGGAUUUUGUACAUUUGAUUGUACUUUCCUUGGUCAAAAAAAACUAAACUGGCGAAUCGUAAUUAGAGACUGCUCUACAGUGUCUAAAUAACAACCUUCUGAAUCUGUGAACACACGCAGCUGAAAAGUCACAGGCCUGUUGUAGCCUAAAAUAACCACUUAUCUAGUAGAAUAAACCAAGGCUAUAUCUCUUUUCAGGGAAAGCAUAUUUUUCUGACAAAACGGUUUGAGUUAUUUUAUGCACAAGGUCAGAGGUGUAAAGUACUGAAGUAGUUUUUAGGGGUAUCUGUACUUUACUAAUUAUAUUUUUUUACUUUUACAUCACUACGUUCCUAAAGGAAAUUAUGUACUUUUUACUCUAUACAUUUUCCCUGACACCCAAAAGUACUAGUUACAUUUUGAAUGCUUAGCAGGACAGGAAAAUGGUCCAAUUCACACACUUAUCAAGAGAACAACCCUGGUCAUCCCCACUGCCUCUGAUCUAGUGGACUCACUAAACACAAAUACUUUGUUUGUAAAUGAUGUCUGGGUGUUGCAGUCUGCUCCUGGCUAUCUGUAAAUAAAAUUAUAAUAAAUAAAUUGUGCCCUCUGGUUUGCUUUAUAUAUAAGGAAUUUAAAAUGAUUUAUACUUUUGAUACUUAAGUAUAUUUUAGAAAUUACAUAUACUUUUGACACUUAAGUAUAUGUAAAACCAAAUACUUUUACUCAAGUAGGAUUUUACUGGAUGACUCCCACUUUUACUUUCAUUUUCUAUUAAGGUAUCUUUACUUUUACUUAAGUAUGAAAAUGUAUUACUUUUUCCACCACUGCACAAAGCCAACAGGUGUGGGUCAAACUGAAUGAUUAACUGAAUGAAUUAAAAGGACAAUAUAAAAAGAGCUGGUUGUGUUGCACAUGGUGGACUUGAAAUACUUUCUGGUUUUCAUGGCAAGGCUAGUGUGACUGAACCACAACGACCUGCUGAACAGACAGAAGACCGUGAGCUUCACGCGCUGGGAUCACAGCACGGGCUCUUGGUAACACCUGGGCGCCCUUUACCAAACGGAUAAAAAAAGAGACAAUGCCAUUAUAUAGCCUAUAGGCUAUAGAUCCAUAAGGCUGUAUGGAAAGGUUAGUUAAAAUGCGUAACCAUAGACACACUAAAGCAAAUGUUAAGCAGAUGUGACACCUAUUUUAACAUUAGUUCAGGGUGAAGUUAUAGGCUACAGUGCACUUCUAUUGUUAGGCACAGAGACUCCGAGCUCCCAAACAAAGCGACGCAGGGAGCUAGGGAAACGGAGCGCAACGCUUAUUUAAUAGGUUAGUGACUCUUUCCCUCACACACACACACAGAGAGAGAGAGCGACACACUGGGAUGGAGAUGUAACAGCCGUGCGAAGGCGGUUUCCACAGCGAUGAAGCAUUUUGGAGGCAGUUUUUAACCGCUGUACAUAGAAGAGAGAAAACGAUCGACUCGACAAGCCUGAGAUCGGCGAGGGAAGACUAGAAUAAAAAAAGGGGGGGUGCAGUGUCUCUGGCCCAAGUGUCACAGACAGCGGGAGGAAUAUCAUCUUUAAUCCCUGCAAAUUCGAGGAGAGAAAAAGUGCCGGUGUCACUAUAGGCCUUAAGAGCCAGAGAUGAUUCAUUCUAAACCUCAAAGUGAAGGAUAACAAGUGGCCCAGACUCCUGUGACCCCUCAUCCCACCAACUCAUCCUUUACCCUUCCUCUAACCUCUAAACUGUGUAACGUUCUCGAUUCCCCCCGGCUGGUUCAAUCUAUACAGACACAGACUGACUGGAUGACCAUCUGGACCUAUGUAAAUCAACACGAAGACAACAUAAACCAACCAGCCUUGAAGACGGACGCUCCUGGAUACUGACUGAGCUACCAGAUGCUACUCUGGAUGGGGCUGGAGGCUGUAGGCUGUUAGGCUAGCUAGGCCAUGCUGCUCCCUGUGCCUUCCUCCUCUCCAAUGCUGCUUCCAGGAGACCUACGGGCUACAAACAUCAUUAUCGUCACCGUCAUCUUCAUCACUCACCAAUGCCACAGGAAGUACGGUGCCUGGGAGGGGACUGACUGAACCUCAACUAUUACGGACAGAGUGAACUGGAAACACACACACACACACACACACAAACAGCCCCUUCAGCUGUGAAACAGACAAAGACAGAAGGCAAAGAGAUACUAAGCACUGAGAGGAGGGCGGGACUAUGGCUGCCGAGAGUCUGACCGAGCUCCGUGAUUGGCUCUUUCUGCUCCUCCUGUGCCUGACUCUAUUGGCCGAGAUGCUGGAGUUGGCGGCGGCAGCAGUUGCCAUGGAGGAAGGCGAGGAAGACUUCCCGUGCCCGUCAGUGUGCCGGUGUGACGAGGGCUUCGUUUACUGUAACGACCGGAGCCUGAGCAUGAUCCCUCCUCUACCGUUAACAGCUACCGUUCUCUACCUACAGAGCAACCGGUUGGCCAACUCCGGCCUACCGGCGUCUUUGGAGCGCAGCAGUAGUAUCCGUGUGGUCUACCUUUACGCCAACCAACUAGACGAGUUUCCUAUACACCUGCCGCCGUCGCUACGGGAACUACACCUGCAGGACAACAACAUUCGGACGUUGCCGCGCACGGUGUUGGCCAGGUUACCGUUGCUAGAGAGGCUACACCUGGAUGACAACUCCAUCUCCACUGUGAGCAUUCAGGAGCGGGCCUUCUCCGGUACGCGGCGGCUGAGGUUACUCUUCCUCUCCCGGAACCACCUGUCCAGCAUCCCAGCCGGCCUCCCGGCUUCUUUAGAGGAGCUGAGGUUAGACGACAACCGUAUCAACACCAUCCCCACCCACGCCUUCCGGGGCCUGGCCUCACUGAGACGCCUGGUCCUGGACGGGAAUCUCCUGGCCAACACCCGCAUCGCCGACGACACCUUCUCCCGCCUGGCCAACCUCACGGAGCUGUCGCUAGUCCGCAAUGCCCUGCAGGCCCCACCCAUCAACCUGCCCAGCACACACCUGAUGAGGCUGCACCUGCAGGACAACGGACUGAUUCACGUGCCCCGGGGGACCCUGGACGGGAUGAGGAGGCUGCAGCGGCUGGAUCUGUCAGGGAACAACCUGACCACUCUGCCCCGGGGGCUGCUGAGGGACACGGACGGCCUGGAGCUGUUGCUGCUCCGGGGGAACCCCUGGUACUGUGGCUGCAACCUGCACUGGCUCCACGCCUGGCUGUAUGGCCGCGGGGCAGCGGUGACAGUACGGGGCCUGACCUGCCACGGACCAGAGGCGGUGCGAGGCCAGGCCCUCAGGGACCUCUCUGGGCUCAUGGACCAGUGUGAAGGGCCCCCAGGAGGGGUGAACAGUGUGGGGGGUAGAGGAGGAGGUGUCACUAGUACUACCACCUUUCCCCCAACCCAGGGCUCUCUGUUCACCCUCAGAGCCAUACGGCCGGGCCUGGUGAAGCCAUUACCACCGGGAGGAGAGGCGGGGGGUCAUGCCUCACACAACGCUUUAGAACUCACCGUGAAGCCUCUGUCGGCAGACAGUGUGCAGGUGACGUGGCUGUGCCCGCGGCCGGCGCCCUCCUUCCGGCUGUCCUGGCUGAGGCUGGGCAGCAGCGCCGCUCUGGGUUCCAUCACAGAGACGCUGGUACCCGGGGAGAGACAGCAGUACCUACUAACCCAGCUCACACCACGAUCACACUAUCUCAUCUGCCUGCUCCCCCUGCGCUCCACCUCCUCCCACUCUGGAGGGUCACAGAGAGGACAGCAACAGGAAAAGGACACAACAGACCAGAGCCCCGUCUGCUCUCAGAUAGAGACGGGGGAGGCUCUGCGCCCCGAGGGGGGAAAUGGGGGUGAGGACUCGGACACAGAGAUGGCAGCCCUCCCCCUGGCUGAGAUCAUUGGCGGAGCCACAGCCCUAGUCUCCCUCAUACUCAUCUUCGGCAUCUUCUGCUGGUAUGGCCAGCGCACCGGGUAUGUCUCCGGGGAAACAGACUCCUAUGGGGUCAGAGGUCAGCGCGUGGUCGGGAAGCCGUACGAUGACUAUGUGGAGUCUGGUACUAAGAAGGACAGCUCCAUCCUGGAGAUCAGGAGCCCCGGCUUCGCCAUGACGCCCAUGAUGACCCAUCAGCCACUGCAACCCAAAGGAGGGGAAGAUGUGACCUACGUGCACACCAUCUUCCCCUCAUCGCACGGUAACGGCACCUACCGAAGCAACCAGAGUCACAACGGCAUCAUCACCCAACUGGGUCGCACGGCAGGCUACGGGACCAACCAGGGUUACCGGGAGCAAGGGAUGAUCCCGGAUAUAGACUACUCCUACACGUGAUGACAUCAUCUCAGACACACUUCUCCCACCCCCACCGGUUGGAUGCCGUUCUAAGGAUACGGUUCCAGCAGGCGGUUGGUUGGUUGGUCUCCUUGGUUCCAAAGUACCCUCUGUGCCUCCUCACUUCUGCUCUGAAUCUUAUUUAUCUGUUACUGGCUGACUGGCUUGGGUUGCUGUGUCCCCACAGGGCCACCCCACAUACAUGUUUGCUGGGUGACAGAAGUGUUUCAGUGCUUCUCAUGUUUAUACAUUGUUUUGAGGUCUCAGUAUCUUUACAGCUACUGUACUCUUCCUUCUAUUUCAUAAAAGACCGUUAGUAGUUUGAGGUGGAUGUUUAGGCGUAGGCAGACGCUAAAAGGCAAAUAUAUUCCAGAGAGAAACACUUGUGUAGACUGCUACACUAUAUAUACAAAAGUAUGUGGACACCCUUUCAAAUGAGUGGAUUCGGCUAUUUCAGCCAUACCCGUUGCUGACAGGUGAAAAAAAAUCAAGCACACAGCCAUGAAAUCUUCAUAGACAAACAUUGGCAGUAGAAUGGCCUUACUGAAGAGCUUAGUAACUUUCAAUGUGGCACCGUCAUAGGAUGCCACCUUUCCAACAAGUCAGUUCUUCAAAUUUCUGUCCUGCUGGAGCUGCCCCGGUCAACUGUAAGAGCUGUUAUUGUGAAGUGGGAAUGUCUAGGAGCAACAAUGGCUCAGCAGCAAAGUGGUACACCACACAAGCUCACAGAACAGGACCGGCGAGUGCUGAAGCACGUAGAAAUGGUCUGUCCUCGGUUGCAACACUCACUACAGAGUUCUAAAACUGUCUCUGGAAGCAACGUCAGCACAAGAACUGUUCGCCGGGAGCUUCAUUAAAUGGGUUUCCAUGGCCGAGCAGCCGCACACAAGCCUAAGAUCACCAAGAUCAAUGCCAAGUGUCGGCUGGAGUGGUGUAAAGUUCGCCGCCAUUGGAGUCUGGAGCAGUGGACUCGAGAGUGAUCACGCUUCACCAUCUGGCAGUCCAACGGACGAAUCUGGGUUUGGCAGAUGUCAGACGAACACUACAUGCCCCAAUGCACAGUGCCAACUGUAAAGUUUGGUAGAGGAGGAAUGAUGGUGUGGGGCUGUUUUUCAUGGUUCGGGCUAGGCCCCUUAGUUCCAGUGAAGGGAAAGCUUUACGCUACAGCAUAACUGGCAACUGGCCUGCACAGAGCCCUGACCUCAACACCUUUGGGAUGAAUUGGAAUGCUGACUGCGAGCCAGGCCUAAUCGCCUAACAUCCGUGCCUGACCUCACUAAUGCUCAUGGCUGAAUGGAAGCAAGCCCCCGCAGCAAUGUUCCAAAAUUUUGUGGAAAUCCUUCCCAGAGGAGCAAAGGGGGGACCAACUCCAUAUUAAUGCCCGUGAUUAUGGAAUGAGAUGUUUGACGAGUGUGUCCACAUACUUUUGGUCAUGUAGUGUAUACAACUACCUACUUCUGUAUGCGCUGAGUAGACACACGGGGAAGGGUUUGAUGGUACUAGUCACAACAACUCAUCACUGACUGACAGAAAAUAUAUAUGUUCCUAUCUUAGACCUCUACUUUUCUCUUUCCCCUCCUGUUUUUAUAUUUUAUUUCUCUGUUUAUUUUGUGCUGCAGAGAGAGAGAGAGAAUGAGAGCGAGAUAACUUUGUUCUAGCUGAGAAGCGCUGAUAGCAGCUCUGAGGGACAGGGGCUCCUACUGCAGCGAUGUCCGCCUGGGGACUCUAGUGAGAGGGAGAGAUAGGAGUAAGCAUAGGGAGGUUAAAAAGAGAGACAGAAUAAUUGAGGAGGGGGGGGAUAAUAAAAGAGGGAAAGGGUGAAAAGGAAGAAUAUAGACCCUGAUCCUUCGAGAGAGAUAAAGAGAGAGGGAGAAAAACUAGGGAGCGAGAUAGACAAAAGAAGAGGGAGAGUGAAGAGGGAGAGUGAAGAGGGAGAGCAAAGGGAGAACUAAUGGCAGAGGGAAACAGUGAAAAGGGUAGGAAUAUAGCUAGGACGUCAUCCAAACCCUGCUACUUCUUAACAGGACCAGUUCAUUUCUACUUGACCUAUCGUUGAUAUUUUAGUACAGGAAGGAGCAGACAGUGAAAAGAGUGUGUUCAUCAAACGUGCCCAUCUUUAUAAAGAGAUAAAAUUGUUAUUACAAUUUGGCCAUGGAAUAAAACAAUUCAACAUAUUGGCAUUUCCCUUAACAUACAGAACACCAAUAUUAAAGGAUAUAUCCUUUUGCUUAUUGCAUGUCAUCAUAACAUGAACGGCAAAGGCAUGUUAACUGGACAAUCAUACAGAAAUGUCUGCAAUCAAAUUAACUAAAUCAACCCAAAGUAAAAGGCAUUUUCUAUUGGUUGCUAUCAGGAAAGAUGAAGGGGAAAAAAACACGUGUUUACAGUGAUGUACCCAUCCAGCACGCAAACAUCUGAACACAGCAAGCUGUAAUAGCCGUACCAUUACAGCCACUUACUAUCUACUUAGUAGCUCUGUGUGCAUCAUAGUCAGUCAUUCAGAUCCAGCGAGACAGUCAGGUCACAGGUGGGGGGGGGGGUUCCGUAGAAAUCAUGGAUGAACCAAACUGCAGCACUGUGCAUCUAUGCACACUAAUCACACACUCUGUAGUGUAUUUCUGUCACUCUACGUAUAUUAUAACAAUGUUCUGGCCUCUCAAUCACAACUGAAUCACAAUGGAGAGAAGAGUAAAGAGAGUGAUGGGAAAAGGAGGGAGAGAAAGAAAAGAGAUUGUUUGAGUGAGUUAUGUAUAGACUAUGGUUUUUAUUAUAAACUGGGUGGUUCGAGCCCUAAGUGCUGAUUGGCCACGGGUAUGACAAAACAUGUAUUUUUCCUGUUCUAAUUACAUUUGUAACCGGUUUAUAAUAGCAAUAAGGCACCGAGAGGGUUUGUGGUAUAUGGUCAAUAUACCACAGGAGUUUUUCCAGGCGCUCCGCGUUGCGUCGUACAUAUGAACAGCCCUUAGCCGUGGUAUAUUGGCCAUAUACCACACCCCCUCGUACCUUAUUGCUUAAAUAUACCAUGCUAAACUUAAUUAGCCUUGUGUCUUUUUCCAAUCCAAAACUCCAGUGGGAAAAGCAUUCUGGGGGAAGAGAAAAGAUCUAGAGCCUUCUUUAGGUCUUAGAAACAUUUCCUUUAAAUACGCUCAGCUUUUCACAAUGUCUUAUGUAUAAAUCUAAACAGUGAGAACUGUUUGUUUGGUUUUCUUUUAUUUUCUAUGCGAAUAAAAAAAAUAUAUUGGUUAAACUUCAAA
Messenger RNA from Oncorhynchus keta (chum salmon), 9117 nucleotides. Its product is annotated as leucine-rich repeat transmembrane protein FLRT1-like. Gene Ontology annotation, molecular function: protein binding. The record is from RefSeq and is a predicted model, not a curated record. Lineage: Eukaryota; Metazoa; Chordata; Actinopteri; Salmoniformes; Salmonidae. The transcript has 4 exons. Bases 3764 to 5863 code for a protein of 699 amino acids.